Molecule: messenger RNA, 2239 nt
Organism: Gorilla gorilla gorilla (western lowland gorilla)
Lineage: Eukaryota; Metazoa; Chordata; Mammalia; Primates; Hominidae
Product: SOSS complex subunit C
Biological process (GO): DNA repair
Cellular component (GO): nucleus; nucleoplasm; SOSS complex
Source: RefSeq, a predicted model, not a curated record
AUGAAAGUGAGGGCGAUUGGAAGGAAAAUUGCAGCAAACUCUUCAGGACAAGGUUUUCAAAACAUUGCAAUCUUGGCAGAACUGGACAAAGAGAAAAGAAGACUACCUACGCAGAACCAGUCUUCAACAAAUCAUCCUGGAGCUAGCAUUGCACUCUUGAGACCCUGUCUUAAUAAGGACUUGUGGGAUCACGCUGAGCCGCAGUAUAUUGCAGCCCAGCAGAAGGCAGCUUUGCAGCAUGCUCAUGCACAUUCAUUUGGAUACUUCAUAACUCAAGACUCUGCAUUUGGGAACCUGAUUCUUCCUGUUUUACCUCGCCUUGACCCAGAAUGAAGAAAAUAUUUGUGAUGGAAAAGUGACUUUGUAAUAUCAAAUGCCAAAGCUACAGUCAUUCAGUGCUAGAUGAACUGUGACUUUCAGAAUUUUGGUGAACUUUGAUAUUUUUUGUUUGUUAAAGGAAUGUGUAAGUGAAAGCGGAAAGAAGGGUAACCAGGAUGAUGAGAGCUGUGGAGGCUGUAUCGUCCAAGAAAUUGAUUAUGUACCGUAACUGUAACUUUUUUGUAAUGCUGUUUAACAGUAAUCAGACUCUGAACUGGAUGGUCACAAAAACAUUCCCCAACCCCUAGCAAGUUUGACUGAAUAUAUCAUGUCCACAGUAGAUUUCCAAGAAUCAUUUAUAGUACUUAACUUUAAAGAAACGAGUACUUUUAAAAAAUGAACCAAUAAGCUUAAAUCUGUUACAUCCAUAUUUGCUGUUUAUAGGAUUGGUGUCAGUGUACCUUUUGAGUUUACAGUCAACAUGUAUCAUCCUAAAAUAUUCUUUCUGAACUCAUAACUACUUCCCCCUUUCUCACUUUAAAACAAACCCCAAGAAUAAAUUACUAACCAGUCUUAACCAUCUUCUAUAAACAUAUUCCCUUAUAAAUGAUGUGAUUAAAUGCAAUUAAAAAUAAUAGAAAAAAAAGGAAAGUGAGAAUAGGAGAUUGUAAUAUCCAUUUUAACUGAGUGAACUUUUCAGAAGAUAUAAAAUGAAAUUAUAACAUUUAAAAGGAUUUUCAAAUUUUAAAUUUUUUUCUAUGUACUGCUUUAUAGACUAAGAAGGGGACAGCACAAAUAUUAUAAAUAUUUCAAGGAUAUUAUAUAAAGCAGUAAAAUUAUUGAACAUUAUAUUAGUUUGCUAGGGCUGCUAUAACAAAGUACCACAAGCUAGGUGGCUUAAACAGUAGAAAUUUGUUGUCUCAUUUCUGGAGGUUAGAAGUCUGAAGUCAAGAUAUCUCCAAAUACAGUCACGUCUGAGCAUGGUGGCUCAUGCCUGUAAUCCUAGCACUUUGGAAGGCUGAGGCAGGAGGAUUGCUUGAGCCCAGGAGUUCAAGACCAGCCUGGGCAACAUAGUGAGACCUAAUCUGUACUAAAAAUCAGAAAAAUUAGCUAGACAUGGUACCAUGCACCUGUAGUCCCCGCUACUUGAACGCUGAGGUGGGAGGAUUGCUUGAGCCUGGGAGUUUGAGGCUGCAGUGACCUAUGAUCAUGCCACUGCACUACAGCCUGGAUGACAGAGUGAAACUGUGUCUCAAAACAAAACACACAUAGUCAUGUUCUGAGGUACUAAGCACAGUGUGGGAGCAGGUGGGGGGCAAAAUUUAACCCAUAAAAAAGUCGUCUAAGUUUUUUACUACCUGAUUUUACUGCCUAAUGUUCUCUUUUCUAUAGAUAAUAUAUAUAUGAGAUUUCUUUAGAGAAAUAAAACAUCAGUAGAUUUCUUAAAGCAUUGAUAAUGAUCUCUGCAGGUAUUUUGCUAUAGGAAAAAUAAAAAUUGGAAUUGCUUUAUUUAUGAAUUACCAAGAUGGUUAUGAUUUGUAAAGCUUAUAUCAAAAAAAAUCUAUUUUGUUUUCAAAUUCAGAAAGUGAAUCUUAUUUUGGUUUUAGAAUAGCAGUAUUAUAAGAUAACUUACUGCUUUUGAAUCAAAUUGUCCAUGGUUAAAUUCCCAGUGCUUUUUUUUUUUUUUCCUAGCAUUGAUGAUUUUGGGCAGGUUACUUAAGCUUCCUGACUUAAUAACAGGUUUGUUAUGGUUUAUAAAAGAUAAUCUGGGGGAAGUACCUGCCCCAUAGUGAUCAAUCAGGAUAUGAUCAUAAUUAUUGCCAAGAUGAUUAUUUGCCAACAUCUUAAAGAUGAUAGCCAAAUUAUUCAAUGAAUUGAAUAAGUUAAUCUGAGGCUCACAUACUGAUUGGAGUUCUUUUUU